This is a messenger RNA of Hibiscus syriacus, 528 nucleotides long. RefSeq names its product RING-H2 finger protein ATL39-like. The coding region runs from base 1 to 528 and encodes 175 amino acids. The record is from RefSeq and is a predicted model, not a curated record. The transcript has a single exon. Lineage: Eukaryota; Viridiplantae; Streptophyta; Magnoliopsida; Malvales; Malvaceae.
AUGCAUAGACAUUUGCUGGGAGAACAGAUUUCACCGCACAAUGACCAGUACGAACAAAUAAUAGUUGACCGCAUUGCUUUCACAAUCACGAUUUCGGUGGUAAGUCUUGGUCUCAUCGGUUUCCUACUCUACAAAUACUUUCAAAGAUCAAACGAAUCCUCGGACGAGAAUCCCACCGAGCCAAGACAGUCCAUCAACAGCGAACUCAAGCAGAUUCCUGUCCUCGUAUACGAAGAAUCAACGGCGCUGUCGACGCGGUCGUCUUGUUUCGACACGAAUUUGGAGGACCAAAACUGCGCUAUAUGCUUGGAAGGGUACGUGCAUGGAGACAGGGUGAGGGUGCUGCCGAGGUGUAAGCACAUGUUCCAUAAGAAGUGUACUGAAGAAUGGCUGGAGGUUCCAUCGUUGAAUUGUCCCAUUUGCAGGGAUCAAGUUCUAGAACAUUGUCUACGAUCGGCAAGGUCUAAUAGUUGCAGGAACCAGAGGCAUAAUAUUGGUAAUCCAAAUUCAGUUAUUGGCUUCAUAUGA